UGCAAAGCAAAACAAACCUGGAGUUUUGCCUUUUUACUUUGAUCUCUCAUGACAACCAUUCAGUUAUGCAAAACAGCGGGGUGGACCUAGCCCCGCCUACAACGACAAAGCUCCUGCAGUUAUCAAGCUUCUGGUUUUAUAACAACUGAAGUUAAAAUUGUCUGAUGGUUCAGUAAAGUGGCACAAUGUGCCUGGAAAACAUAAUACUGCCCCGACAGGAGAGUAUUUUUCAUCAGUACACAUAAAAGUACUAGUUUCACCGGCAGAAAUAAAAAUCUGCCAGUGAAACUAGUCCCUUAUAUUCAAGACAAGUUAAUCUAGCUGGUUUGACAUUUGCACUAAAAAAAACUAGACAAAAAUACUUGAUAAGUUCUGCGUUUUUUCUUUUUUUUGCGUACCUCACUGAGCUCACAGACUUUUUUUUUUUUAAAUCUUCGGACAGAUGCAUUGCCUUCGAGAUGAGGAUGCUCUCAUCCCGUCACCUCGUGGACAUUCACCAAAAGUCUGCGCCGCAUCGGUGGCUGCCAUAGCAACCGGGGGAAUCCUGCUUCUGUCUCCUGGUGGGCUAAUUAACCUGGUAGCUUUUGCAACACUCAUCGUGGCUCUUGGGCCCUUGCUGCAUGGACUCUAUCUGCUGUUUGAGGAGCUGCUGCACCAUUCAAACACGAGGCACCGAGGUCGGUCGCUGCUCGGCCACAUCCUGCCUGCCUGUGGAUUGGGACUCAAGAGUCUGCUGGCGGCAGCACUGGCCGCCCUCCUGCUGCACCUCACCAGGGACUCCCUGACGCCGCGAGGCCAAAGCUGGGAGCUCGUUGUUCUGGUUCCUGUGCUUUACGCGCUCCUCAAAUGCCUGGGAGUCCUGGGUCCGUGGGAGGUGGAGGUGUCGGACAUCUGCGAGGAGAGGAAGCUGAACGUGGCGCACGGCCUGGCCUGGUCCUUCUACCUCGGCUACCUGCAGCUGGUGCUCCCAAGUUUGAAGACGUCCAUCGAUUCAUUUCGCGGCUCUCAUCGAGACAGCUUGUGGGGUCCCGGCUCCCAGAAGCUCCUCAUCCUCAUUCCACUUAACGCCAACAUCUCGCACAAGCUGGAGGACGAAGACAGCCACAUUGAGUUCUACAAGAGCCUCCCGAACACCGAGCUGGACAGGGCCGGGGUCAGGGGUCGCGUCUACAAGCACAGCGUCUACAGAGUGAAGGACGAGCGCGGGAAGGCCCAUGACUGCGCUGUGGAGUAUGCGACCCCCCUGCUGACUCUGUACCGCAUGUCCCAGGAGAGAAACGCAGGUUUUGGGGAGCCUGAGCGCAGGCAGCAGGUCCUUCUGUUCUACCGGACCCUGCGGGACAUCCUGGACCGGUCUCUGGAGUGCCGCAACCGCUAUAGACUCAUCCUGAUCAAAGACGAGCACGAGGAUGACCCUCACUUCCUGUCCAAAACCAUCCUGAGGCAUCUGGAGCAGCAGGACAAAGAGGAGUUCUGUCUGAUCGGAGCGCCGCAACAGGACACCAACAAACCCGUGGAGGUGGAGGACUGGCACAACCCUGAACCAAUGAGCCGAGAGCCCACGCUGAUGAUGAGCCUGGACAGGCCUCAGCCUCUCAGGGGCCCCGUCGAGGACACAGACAGCUUCAGACAAACUUAAACUGAAGCCCAGGGACAGAGGAACACAUAUACACACACACACACUGUUAGGGUUAACACCUGUUGAACAUACUUAAUAAAGACAGAAAAGACAAACGGAGUCGGUAUUCUUGCUACUCGCGAGGAGAACGGACAGAGAUGUGCUUCAGUCACAAUCUCCUACCGCUCUGAAGCACAUUUGUCCGCACCUCACUUUUAUUGUUUCAGGAUCCCUAAUCACAAGGACGCUGCAGCUCCAAAGGGAGGGGAAAACAAUUCAUCAUAGCUACAGCGCCAGUUGUCAUUUACUAACUAAUACACAAAUUAUCCUGGACUAGAUAAUCUCGUUCCUGACACAAAGUCUAGCAGAAUAUACUGUGAUUCUUCACAGUGACAGUUUUAUAGCAUUCCAGCAACUCAGCGAACCAAAACUCUUCACCAAAAGAUAACCUUUCAGGAAAACACUAUCUCUGCUUUCCAUCAGUGAGACCUUCUGAGAAAGGAAUCAGAGCAAAUCAACAAUACAAGAAACAUUCUUAAUUCUAUAAUGAGAUUAACUUAAAGGAAAGUAUAAAAUAAAGAUACAUUAUAAAGAUCAAUGACAAUAACAAAUAUUUGAUUAAUUAUAUCACAAUUUCUCCAACACACAC
Molecule: messenger RNA, 2267 nt
Organism: Poeciliopsis prolifica (blackstripe livebearer)
Lineage: Eukaryota; Metazoa; Chordata; Actinopteri; Cyprinodontiformes; Poeciliidae
Gene: sting1
Product: stimulator of interferon response cGAMP interactor 1
Exons: 6
Coding region: 443-1639 (398 amino acids)
Biological process (GO): reticulophagy; positive regulation of type I interferon production; autophagosome assembly
Cellular component (GO): autophagosome; endoplasmic reticulum membrane
Molecular function (GO): 2',3'-cyclic GMP-AMP binding; cyclic-di-GMP binding
Source: RefSeq, a predicted model, not a curated record